AUGAUUGGGAUCUCAGAGGCGCUCGAGAUUACGUCAGACACCCCUAGUACUGGGAGUGCCCCACGUGCUUCCAGCAUAAAUAGUAUCGUUGUUUUGUUUCGCGCUCCAGGUUCCAGCGCAAGCAGCGCCCAGGCGCUCGAGAUUUCAUCAGACACCCAUAGUACUGGGAGUGGCUCACGUGCGCCCAUCAUCCAUAUUAUCGUUGUUUCGUUUCGCGCGCCAGGGUCCAACGCAAGCAGCGCCAGCGCACGAAGCCCUGCUUCUGUGGCUGCUUAG
Messenger RNA from Prorocentrum cordatum, 276 nucleotides. The record is from the annotation of a GenBank genome assembly. Lineage: Eukaryota; Dinophyceae; Prorocentrales; Prorocentraceae.